AUGUCUCGCAUGUGGGAGGUCGACCCAGAGACGAGGACAAAGCUCCUCCAAAUCUCCAAGACGAACGGAAACGACAAGUGCUGCGACUGCGGCGCCCCCUCGCCUCAAUGGGCCUCCCCAAAAUUCGGCACAUUUAUCUGCCUCAAUUGCGCCGGCAUCCACCGCGGCCUAGGCGUGCAUAUCUCCUUCGUCCGCUCAAUCACCAUGGACGCCUUUAAGAACGCCGAGAUCCAGCGCAUGGAACUGGGAGGCAACGAGCCCUGGAAGACUUUCUACGACGCCCACCCCAUCCCAGUCUCUGAGGGCCGCACCUUCGAAGACUCUACAAUCAAAGAGCGCUACGACAGUGAAUCCGGCGAGGAGUGGAAGGAGCGCUUAUCGUGUAAGGUCGAGGGCCGCGAAUAUGUCCAGGGCCAGGAGAAGAAGAAUAACGAUAACAAUACGAUUCGGUCGAACACGCCUAUGAGUUUAAGUGGUGCGCGUGCUGGAUCAGGAUCACCGGCUGCGUCGUCUAUUCGUUCUGAUGGACAGCGGGGUGCUGGCGCUGGUGCUGGUGGUGCCGGUGGAGGCAAGAAAGAGCAGAAUGAGGCGUACUUUGCGAAGCUGGGUUCUGAUAAUGCCUCGCGCUCGGAUAAUCUGCCUCCGUCGCAGGGUGGCAAGUUUACUGGGUUUGGAGGUGGCAUGCCUGCGCCGUCUGCUAGUGAGAAGCGGUCUUCGACGUUUGGGGGGUUUGGCGGAUGGGGUGGUGGCGGCGGUCAAUUCGAGGAUCUUCAGAAGGAUCCCAUGGGCACGCUCACUAAGGGUUUUGGGUGGUUUACUUCUACUGUUGGGAAGGGUGCUAAGCAGGUUAAUGAUUCUUAUCUGCAGCCUACGGCUAAACAGUUGGCUGAAUCCGACUUCGCGGCUCAAGCGCGUGUUCACGCCUCGGCCUUGGGUCAGAAUCUGCAGACUGGAGUGCGCGGUGCGGCUGAUCAGUUCAACAAGUUCGUCGAAGGGGACGAUGGACGAGGUGAAUACCAACGCACUCGCAUGGAACCUGAACGCCGAGAUUUCUGGGAUGAUUUUUCGUCUCUAGGCUCGCAGGAGCCGGCCGGCCAUCGCCGCAGUGGAUCACAGCGGUCUCAACGAUCUGAUGUUGUUGGUACUGCUGCUCUCCGGAAGGGCCCCACGACGUCGUCGUUGGCUAACUCGACGCCUGCUUCUGCUGGUGCUGAACAUGGAGAUGGUACUACAGCUGUAUCGACCGGUAAAGGGAAGGACGAAUGGGAUGAUAACUGGUAG
Messenger RNA from Penicillium arizonense, 1281 nucleotides. RefSeq names its product GTPase-activating protein GCS1. The record is from RefSeq and is a predicted model, not a curated record. Gene Ontology annotation, biological process: regulation of ARF protein signal transduction; regulation of endocytosis. Gene Ontology annotation, molecular function: GTPase activator activity. Lineage: Eukaryota; Fungi; Ascomycota; Eurotiomycetes; Eurotiales; Aspergillaceae. The transcript has 4 exons. Bases 1 to 1281 code for a protein of 426 amino acids. Gene Ontology annotation, cellular component: Golgi membrane.